Molecule: messenger RNA, 2112 nt
Organism: Protopterus annectens (West African lungfish)
Lineage: Eukaryota; Metazoa; Chordata; Ceratodontiformes; Protopteridae
Product: golgin subfamily A member 7
Exons: 6
Coding region: 347-784 (145 amino acids)
Biological process (GO): protein targeting to membrane; peptidyl-L-cysteine S-palmitoylation; Golgi to plasma membrane protein transport
Cellular component (GO): Golgi stack; palmitoyltransferase complex
Source: RefSeq, a predicted model, not a curated record
GAUACAAAAUAUUUUUAUGUAGCUUUUAAAGACAACUUAGGAAAUAUUUGUUUCUUAAAGUCUCGUGAUGCACCACUUUUUAGUGCAUCUGCCCAAAUAGAGAUAGGUGGUAACCCUAAAUUAUACCAAUACAUAUGUGGACUUGAACAGAUAACAAAAACACAGCCCAGAACAAUACUAAUACAUUUUUAAAACGGUGUGCUGCUGCCAGUUAAGAUCAGACAUUGAAUACAAUGGGUUUCGGAACCUUUUUCUUCACAAUCGCGUUCCUUAACCGGCCAGUACGUCGGUUGGAUAGGGUGGGACUUCAUAGUCAAACAGGAAGUGUAAAAAGGAAGCCUGAAACAUGGCGGAGACUCAUAUCUUGGAAGAAAUGAGGUUACAGGCUUCAGUAUCUGGCAAAGUGUUCAUUCAGCGAGAUUACAGCAAUGGGACUAUGUGUCAGUUCCAGACCAAAUUUCCUUCAGAAUUAGAAAAUCGGAUUGACAAGCAACAGUUUGAGGAAACCGUUCGGAGCCUAAAUAAUCUUUAUGCUGAAGCAGAGAAACUUGGGGGUCAGUCAUAUCUUGAAGGAUGCCUAGCUUGUCUGACAGCAUACACAAUAUUUUUGUGUGUGGAGACGCAUUAUGAAAAGGUUUUGAAGAAAAUUGCCAAGUAUAUCCAAGAGCAGAAUGAAAAAAAUUAUGCACCUAGAGGACUCUUGCUGACUGAUCCAAUUGAGCGAGGACUGAGAGUUAUUGAAAUUACUAUUUACGAAGACAGAAGUACUGGCAGUGGAAGGUAAAGGUGAAUAAAAGAUUUGUUGAUGGAGUUGAUUGCACCUAAUGAAUGACUGGUUUCUCCUUAUAGUACCCUGUCUGCUACCUGAAACAGUUAUCCUCAGCCCCUUUGGCUGAAUAUGAUGUGAUGCAGUUUGGUUUAUGGAAGCCAUUCUCUUCUUUGAGCAGCAGAAAAAUGCAGUUAUCACCUCAGACCGGUAUUGAUCAGAGGAUCACAGCUAUAUUCCCUGACUGCCUCGAUUUUCCUGUCUGACUUCCCUUACUUACAUUGUCUCAUCUGGCCCAGCAAACGAACACUGAAGAGUUUUCCAUGCGUGAAACAUCAAGGUGAAUGUGAAAUCAGCUGGCAGUAUACAGUAUAUUGGUAAGCAACAUAAGCUCCUCUUAGGGCAGCAAUCCAGUUCCAUUCUAAAUAGCUGUUUACAGAAGCCACAAAACUGUUGAGUCGAGGUCAUGAUGUAAGCCUUUGAAGAGGGGGAUGGAUGUGUUGCAUUCUGUUGCUUUUUCCUUAAGACACUGAAUACAUAGAGCAUCUAGGUUACAGUGGAGAGGUUCUUCUGGUGGCUGACAGUUCACAAUGAAAACUGUAAGUUUAUGUGGGACAGCACAAGUGGGGAUAUUUUGAGUUAAGAUUAGGUUGUACUUUUCUGGUAUUAUUUUUCUGAUAUUUUUAAUGCCCAGAAUAUAAGGAUAUAUGUGUAGGUAAAAGCAACCAAACUUUUCCCCCUGUAGAGCAAUCCAAUAUCUUAUUUAACAUCACUGGUACAAGUUCUACUUGUACCACCUAACAGUCCUUUUUAUAGUGUGGCAUUUUCUGCUUGGUCUGGCUCUCAAAAUCCCUUUUAAUCAGAAGUAGGGGUGAUUUGGAUAUUACUUUUAACUGUAUGUAAAGUUUUCUUAUUUUUUUGCCCUUUUUUGAAGAUGUCUAUUUUCAAGUACAAUAUUAAGUGAAACAUUGAGUUAACCUGAAGCUUAACAUAUUAUUCCAGUAUAAAUAAAUGUCAAUAUGCUUUUGAUGUAGCCAUAAUAUUAUUUCAGAGGUUUUAUAAUCAAUUAACUGCAUUUAUUUUACUAUAAAACUGAUGAAAAUAAGGAAUUUCAUGUUAAUUGUACGUGACUACGGUGAAUUUUUAAUGUUUAGGGCUAAGCAGAACAGUGUUGAGUAGUCACAUGUAUGAAUCCCCCUUACGUUGUUUAACCAUAAAAAUAUGUAAGUUGUUUAAUAUGAGUAUAUUAAUGUUUAUCUGUACAAUUUUGUCACAAAUAAACUUAUUUGUAAAUAGUUGCACAAGUAAAAUGUGAAUAAAAUUGUAUGCUGACUGUUGUACUUGCA